Messenger RNA from Cavia porcellus (domestic guinea pig), 705 nucleotides. Its product is annotated as zinc finger protein 136-like. The transcript has 2 exons. Gene Ontology annotation, molecular function: DNA-binding transcription factor activity, RNA polymerase II-specific; RNA polymerase II transcription regulatory region sequence-specific DNA binding. The record is from RefSeq and is a predicted model, not a curated record. NCBI's taxonomy places the organism in Eukaryota, Metazoa, Chordata, Mammalia, Rodentia, Caviidae. Gene Ontology annotation, cellular component: nucleus. Gene Ontology annotation, biological process: regulation of transcription by RNA polymerase II. The annotation marks the transcript as partial.
AGAAUUCACACUGGAGAGAAACCCUAUGUAUGUAAGCAAUGUGGGAAAACAUUUACCAAACAUAGACAUUGUAAAGAGCAUGAAAGAAUUCACACUGGAGAGAAACCCUACAUAUGUAAGCAAUGUGGGAAAGCUUUUACCCAUCGUGGAAAUUGUAAGAAACAUGAAAGAAUUCACACAGGAGAGAAACCCUAUGUAUGUAAACAAUGUGGGAAAGCUUUUACCACACGUGCAUAUUGUAAGAUACAUGAAAGAAUUCACACUGGAGAGAAACCCUAUGUAUGUAGGCAAUGUGGGAAAGCUUUUAACACGCAUGCAUAUUGUAAAUAUCAUGAAAGAGUUCACACUGGAGAGAAACCCUAUGUAUGUAAGCAAUGUGGGAAAGCUUUUACCAGACGUGAAUAUUGUAAGAUACAUGAAAGAAUUCACACAGGAGAGAAACCCUAUGUAUGUGAGCAAUGUGGAAAAGGUUUCAGCCAACCUGGAAGUUGUAAGGAACAUGAAAGAAUUCACACUGGAGAGAAACCCUAUGUAUGUAAGCAAUGUGGGAAAGCAUUUACCAAACAUGGACAUUGUAAGGAACAUGAAAGAAUUCACAUUGGAGAGAAACCCUAUACAUGUAAGCAAUGUGGGAAAGCUUUUACCACACGUGUAUAUUGUAAGAAACAUGAAGGAAUUCACACGAGAGAAACCUUAUGUAAGUAA